AAUAGACACGCUCCCAGACACCGACAUGGGCUUCUCCACGUCUCUUCCCCGGCCUGUGGCAGCCUUGUACCCGCCCGUCCUACUAAGCCUGGUGCUAGGCUACUGGGUGUCUCUCACACCUGCCGUGGAAAGCUACCUGCGUACGAACGUUCAGCCGAUUCUUCAGGAUACUUCAGUAUGGCGGUCAUCCGGUCGCUUCCUGCAGACACAGUGGGAGUGGGUAUAUGAAUCCUUCCGCGAUGAGUAUCAACUUGCCACCGUCGGAACGGCUCUGGUCAUCAGCGUGUGCCUGUUGGUGAUGACGUCACUGUACACGUACAUGGACCUGACGGGUCGCCCGGCUGUACUGGUCCGCUACAAGAUACAGCCUAACGUCAACCCGCCGCCUGUGAACGCCGCCCUGUUCGCCAAGGUAGGACUGCACCUGAUUCCCAACACGCUCCUGACGCUAGCGGGGAUCUACCUGCUCCAACCCGUGAUGUUAUGGAGGGGGAUGGAGUUCAGCAAGGAACUCCCGUCUCUAUGGCGACUGCUGCUGGACUUUCCUGUCUGUGUGCUUAUGCAGGAGAUAGGCUUCUACUAUGGACAUAGGCUGGUGCACAUUCCAUACCUGUACAAACGCAUCCACAAGCAGCAUCACGAGUUCACAGCGCCCAUGAGCGUGGUCGCCCCGUACAGCCAUCCCUUAGAGCACGUCACCACUGGUGUUCUCCCACUGUUCACUGGACCAAUUCUCUCCGGGUGUCACGUGGCCACGAUGUGGGUGUGGCUGGCAUACCUGAUGUACGAGACCACCACAGACCACUCCGGCUAUCACAUGCCGCUCGCCAGGUCACCGGAGUUUCACGAUUUCCAUCACGCCAAGUUCAAUUGCAACUACGGUACAACAGGUUUGCUGGACUGGCUACAUGGAACGGAUUCCGCCUUCCGGCAGAGCACCGCCUGGAAGCGUCACCGCAUCCUGUUUGGUAUCACUCCGCUCUCCGCAUCCAUCCUGGAUACAAAGAAGAAAUAA
Molecule: messenger RNA, 1015 nt
Organism: Branchiostoma belcheri (Belcher's lancelet)
Lineage: Eukaryota; Metazoa; Chordata; Leptocardii; Amphioxiformes; Branchiostomatidae
Product: fatty acid hydroxylase domain-containing protein 2-like
Exons: 7
Coding region: 26-1015 (329 amino acids)
Biological process (GO): sterol biosynthetic process
Molecular function (GO): iron ion binding; C-4 methylsterol oxidase activity
Source: RefSeq, a predicted model, not a curated record